AUGCCAACGAGCCUGCCAACCAGUGGCAUAUCGAUAUAUGCCGAGCUUCUAUCAAACAUAAGACAGGUCUCCGUUAUCGCGAGUCUUCCGACGGCGUCGGGUCCUGGAACCAGCGCAGAGAUUGUUGAGAAUGGCACAGUGGUCCGCAUCAGUCAUGGAGGCCACACAGAGUCCAUGGCCCUGCCAGCACCAGUAUCGCUGGUCACGCCGCUUCCCAUCCCAAAUGCGACGGCAGGUCACCUAAGCUGGCGCAUACCCGCGUCUGACCAGGUGCCCAGUGCGUCUUCGCUGUCCGCCGCGUCCUCGCUUGAGAACCAGCUCCUGCCAUGGAACGCCAUGGAUCUCCAGCCAGCCUCGCCUAUCCGGUGCCGAAAGUGCGGCCAUGAUAUUGUGCAGAAAGGUACCCUCACCUCCUGGAAAGAUCUACCGAGUGAGAAUUGGGCAGAGAUGAUGGAGUUUUGGCAUUGCCAUAAACCACUCGAUCACGGCGCUGCCAAGGACGAUCAGCAUCUGACACAGCGUGGCUACGGUGCUAGCAGCACCAUAUCCGCCCAGCCUCAAGUCGGCUUUGUCGAUCUGACAUCAUUUAUGCUCUCAGAAUCAGAUUGCAGCCACUUGUCUUUCUCAUCCUCCACCCUUGAAACCGGCUACGACAUGAGUAGACUGGCUCUGGAUGAGACUCAGCCUCCCAAGUUCCUCCACGCUUACUGCAGGCCCUGCGGAUCACAGGUUGGUCUCUACAACGUUCUCGCUUCAUCCGUCUCUCUGUUCAAGUGGCAGGUUCUCUGUGAGACGCGGUCGCCUUGCACAGCCCCCACAAGCAACCAGUGCCUCGUUGCCGCCCUGGCAUCUAGUAUAUCACGUUCGGCAUCAUCCAAGUCGGUCAUCUUCCCGCAUGAGUUUUCUCCGUCCGGUGAUGGCACUGAGCUGCAGGUCGCCCUACACCUCUGGGUCCUCAAUUCAAACGUAACAUACGUCUCCUCACUGGCUGAGGGUAAGAAAAGUGCCAUGAAAAUUCUGUUCCGCAGCAUCACGGUCGAUGAAGGGAACAAGCUAGUCGACUCCAUCACGUCGGACGUUCAGGAUAUCAGUUUUCCGUCCUCAGCUAUCAAGACAGCUACCAAUACCUUGGAGUUGAGCAAUACGCUCUUGCCUGCCAGGGAGAGGUCUUUCAAGAGUUGGAAGGUCGGUUUAUUAGAGAGAUGA
Molecule: messenger RNA, 1206 nt
Organism: Geosmithia morbida
Lineage: Eukaryota; Fungi; Ascomycota; Sordariomycetes; Hypocreales; Bionectriaceae
Product: Pfam:DUF2351
Exons: 2
Coding region: 1-1206 (401 amino acids)
Biological process (GO): protein autoubiquitination; protein polyubiquitination; proteasome-mediated ubiquitin-dependent protein catabolic process
Cellular component (GO): cytosol; ubiquitin ligase complex; nucleus
Molecular function (GO): ubiquitin conjugating enzyme binding; ubiquitin protein ligase activity; cyclin binding
Source: RefSeq, a predicted model, not a curated record